Messenger RNA from Cornus florida, 2079 nucleotides. RefSeq lists its product as uncharacterized. Gene Ontology annotation, cellular component: nucleus. NCBI's taxonomy places the organism in Eukaryota, Viridiplantae, Streptophyta, Magnoliopsida, Cornales, Cornaceae. The record is from RefSeq and is a predicted model, not a curated record. The coding region runs from base 803 to 1735 and encodes 310 amino acids. Gene Ontology annotation, biological process: protein desumoylation. The transcript has 11 exons. Gene Ontology annotation, molecular function: deSUMOylase activity.
CCUACCCUCGGGAAGAGGAGAAGAUGUGCCAAAUUAUAUUGUACAAAGUGUGCAUUGGUUAGAAAAUGGCAUUUUUUUAAAGGACGGUGUAAUAGAAGUGCCAAACUUAGUGCAUCAAUUAGACGUUCUUCCUGUUGGGGAUGACUUCAAGAGGGCUUUUGUCCUUUUCGCUUGCGGAUCACUUCUAGCACCCAUAUCGAAAAAUGAGACAAGCAAAAGGUUAUUGGAAGCGGUUGACAAUGUGGAUGCUAUUAAAUCGUAUAAUUGGGGGAAGUUUGUUUUAGAUUGGUUGAAAAAAGGAAUUGCGUCCUAUAAAGGAAAGGAAGGAAGAGAAGGUUGUACAUACAUACAUGGAUGCUUGUUCUUUCUCAUGCUUUUCUACCUACACCGUGUGGAUGUCAAUGGACCAAAACCGAAGCCUGAGAUGUCAUGCGUACGUGGAUGGACCAACAAAUUAAUAGGCGAGAGGUUGAAUUUGGAGAAGCAUAAAUAUAAUGGUUUCGGCUUCGGUGAGGUAAAGUUUACAACUGAUACAUCUGAAGAUGCCGAUAAGGAGUUGGCAUAUGAAAUUAUUAAAGUUGUUAAGAAAUGGAAGCAACGGCACAAUGUAGGCCAAGGCAGGGGGUCGAGAUCCUCAGAACCCAGUUCAUCCACACGACAACCUAACCCAUCUUCGCAAUUGUUUGCACAACACAAUCCGAUUGAGGAGGAAGAUGAAUCCCACAUACCAGUGGAGGAGGAAUUCGAAACCUCCACAAGACAAGCAAACUCACCCUGGUAAUCUUUUACAAAACACGAUCCCAUGGAGGAGGAAGGAGAAAUCCCCGCACCAAUGGAGGAGGAAGUGGGAACCUCCACAGCAAUGGAAGAGGAGCGUGAUGUGCAGGAAGCAGUGAUCCCUUUAUUACGUGUUAUAAAGCCUGGGCGCCAUAAGGGAUCACCUUGGGUUGAAAUGAAGGUCAACCGAUUGCGUGUCCUUCGUCCAGAAGCAAAGGCAGUCAUCUCAUAUGCCAUGGAUGAGAGCAGAAAUGAUGAUGAAAUGCUGGUGAACAUAAAUGAUAUUUUCCUCACAAGAAAAGAGAUGAGAACAAUCUCUUACAAUCAUUGGAUAUCAAAUAUGGUGGUUGAAGUCUAUUGCCAAAUGCUCCAGCUGAAACAAAAGCAUAGAGGAACCAAAUUUUUCUUUCCGCCUUCGAUUGGGAUUGAACUUUCCAAGAUACCUUCAAAAGUGGUUGAUAGGAAAGGUAAAAUACAAGCAGUUUGGAACAAGUAUAAAAGGAUAAGGAAUGUCGAUGAUAACAAAGUUUGCCAAUUCAAUAUGCUUUUCUUUCCAAUACUUGUAAAUGAGAAACAUUGGUGCUUGUAUGUCUUUAACAUUUGCGAUAGUCGUAUGGAUGUGUUGGAUUCAAUGAAGCAAUGUUCGCAUGAUAAGCGUACUCCAGACAAGAUGUCAAAAGAUUUGGUAAUGUUGGUUGAGGUAUUCACCGGAAGAGAUCUACAAAACUUCAUAUACAAUGUGCCCAACGUACCUCAACAGCCCGAUAGUGAUAGUUGUGGUGCUUUCAUGUUGGACUUCAUGGAGAAAUGGGAUGGUUCACUCAGUCACCCAAAAGAGAAGGUGGAUGUUGAUAGAUUACGUGCAAUUAUUGCUUCAAAUUUGCUUUCAGAUGACAAUAACAAAAUGAAGGAUUUUGUAAAGAACAAAGCACUUUAUCCAUUUGGUCAAGCAUGUUGAUUUCAAGAACCUCACAUACCAGUAUUUGCCCAGUUGGAAGCUAGAGGAAGUGGGAUAGGACGAUCGUUGAAUUUUCUAAAAAGUGGUACCUGAAAUGAUGUGGGAUAUGGGACAUUUGUAUUGUUGAAUAGUGUCAUUUUUUUUUUUCAUGUAUUUUGCACUCUGUUGGUGUUAGCUAUUUUUAAAGUUUUAAAGAAUAGUAGCUUUGCAACUUUUGAUUGUGGAUUAGGUUGGUAUAUUUUUGCAACUAUUGUAUGGCUUAUUAUAUUGGCAUCUACCUUACAUGAAAUCAAAUGAAGUUGCUCUUUUGGGUUCUCAGGAAUUAGUAUUGUAUGGCUUAUUAU